CUUCCACCAUUUGUUCUUCAAACAAAAAAAAAAAAACUUCCACCAUUUGUUCGACUUCGUAGCCGCCGUCGCAGGGCUGGGAGACUGAGAAAGAAACUGGAGGAGGACGACGGCGAGCUGAGCCGAGGACAGGGGCUGGCUUUCGCUCCCUCCUCUUUGUCUUCCCUCUACAUGCACCUUUUUCUCUCGCUCUCCCUCCGUUAUUUCUUGGGUAGGUUGAGAGCUGCUGUCCUGUCCUCGGUGCGGCAUCGGUGGGCGGGGGAGGGGGCGGGGACGGGGGUUGGGAUAUGGCGAGGGCGCGCGUUCCGCUCGUCGUGCAUCUGGCCUACUUCACCUUCUUCUGCUGUAUCGCCCGUCUUGGUGCUCAAGGCUCAUAUUGCCCUGCUGGUUGGAAAGCUAGCCCCGGUAAGAAUAAAUGCUUCAGACAUGUAGGAAGUUCCCUUCCAUGGGAUAGGUCAGAGGUGCUCUGUCAGGAUUUUACUGGUCAUUUGGCAGCACUCACGUCAGUUCAGGAGUUCAGAUUUGCUCGGUCUUUGUGUGCUGAUAGUAUAAGAGGGUGUUGGGUUGGAGGAAGGGGUUACAGUUCUUCUGUUGGUUUUGGUUGGAAAUGGUCUGACAAUGAGUCUCAUUGGAAUGAAUCAGUUUUCCCUGGGAAGCUAUUUCAUAUCAACUGUACAAAAGCUUCAUGCACCAGCAUCAGCCCAACUGAUUCAUGUACUUUGGUAACUAAAGAUCAUGUUGCCCUUGUUGGUGAAAGAUGCAACACAUCUCAUGAACUUAUUUGCAUGAUUGAUCAGGAGAAGAAAUGCCACCAGAAGCUCUGCCACAAAGAAUAUUUCAUAAUCCUUGCAGUUGUGAGCGGUUUGAUUCUUUCAACCACCUUAGCAGUUGUGAUAUGGCUCCUUGUACACAGGAGGAGCAAGAAACGCAGACGAUCACGCAAAGUACCUAGUCCUUCAGCAGCUGCAUUAGUUCCUCCAUCAUGGAAAGUGUUUACCAAUGAAGAGCUGAGAUCACUUACAAAGAAUUUUAGUGAAGGAAAUCGACUUCUUGGAGAUGCCAGGACGGGUGGUACAUAUAGUGGACUCUUGCCAGAUGGAUCUAGGGUGGCAGUCAAGAGGCUGAAGAGGUCUAGCCUUCAAAGGAAAAAGGAGUUCUAUUCUGAAAUUGGAAGAGUCGCAAGGCUUCAUCAUCCUAAUUUGGUGGCUGUGAAAGGUUGUUGCUAUGAUCAUGGUGAUCGCUAUAUUGUUUAUGAGUUUGUUGCUAAUGGGCCAUUGGAUAGAUGGCUGCACCACAUACCCAGAGGGGGUAGGAGCUUGGACUGGACAAUGCGAAUGAGAGUUGCCACAACUCUUGCUCAAGGAAUUGCAUUCCUGCAUGACAAGGUGAAGCCGCAUGUGGUACAUCGGGAUAUCCGUGCUAGCAAUGUACUUCUUGAUGAAGACUUUGGAUCCCAUCUCAUGGGAGUAGGCCUGUCCAAGUUUGUACCAUGGGAAGUUAUGCAUGAGAGGACUGUGAUGGCUGGAACAUAUGGAUAUCUUGCUCCAGAGUUUGUAUACAGAAAUGAGUUGACAACAAAGAGUGAUGUGUAUAGUUUCGGAGUGCUGCUUUUGGAGAUCAUCAGUGGCCGUCGACCAGCACAGGCUGUUGAAUCUGUGGGUCGGCAGACUAUAUUUGAAUGGGCAACUCCUCUGGUUCAAACUCAUAGGUACGUGGAGCUUCUUGAUCCCCUCAUUUCAGACGUUCCUGAGGUUGGGGUUAUACAAAAGGUGGUGGAUCUCGUGUAUGCCUGCACCCAACAUGUCCCAUCAGUUCGACCAAGGAUGUCACAUGUGGUCCAUCAACUGCAGCAGAUUGGAUUGAAAGCUGCAUCAGAGCAGCCAAGGAGUGGGACAAGCACCAACGCCACCUCCCCAGUGUUGCCAUUUGAGGUGGAAAGAGCCCGGUGAGCUUUGUAUGCAUGGCUUUUCUGUAUCUUUUAAUGUGGAUUAAAUGGUAAUGUCGUGUUUGUGAUUUGUGAAGUAUCAACAGUUGAAUCAGUGUUCUUUUUUUAUUUUUAUUUUUAUUUAUUUUUAUUUUUUUUGUGUGUACCGGGGCAAUUGGAAAGGAAACUUGGAAGUGAUAUGCACAUUUUUAACAUUCAAGCUAGAACUUACGGAAGGGCAAUUGUACUCGA
Molecule: messenger RNA, 2176 nt
Organism: Elaeis guineensis (African oil palm)
Lineage: Eukaryota; Viridiplantae; Streptophyta; Magnoliopsida; Arecales; Arecaceae
Product: C-type lectin receptor-like tyrosine-protein kinase At1g52310
Biological process (GO): protein phosphorylation
Molecular function (GO): protein tyrosine kinase activity; ATP binding
Source: RefSeq, a predicted model, not a curated record